This is a messenger RNA of Eublepharis macularius, 2160 nucleotides long. RefSeq names its product disintegrin and metalloproteinase domain-containing protein 20-like. The record is from RefSeq and is a predicted model, not a curated record. Gene Ontology annotation, biological process: proteolysis; male gonad development. Gene Ontology annotation, cellular component: plasma membrane; external side of plasma membrane; sperm head plasma membrane. Lineage: Eukaryota; Metazoa; Chordata; Lepidosauria; Squamata; Eublepharidae. The transcript has a single exon. Gene Ontology annotation, molecular function: metalloendopeptidase activity. Bases 1 to 2160 code for a protein of 719 amino acids.
AUGACUACUCAUCUAGCCUGGUUGUUGAUGCUGGUCCUGGGAAACAUCCUGACUGCUGGUCAGAUACCACCUCAAGGCUUUAGAUAUGCAUCUUAUGAAGUGAUCAUCCCAAGGAGACAAAAUGCCAGAUAUAGACAACAAGAUCCUAAGGAAGUCACCUAUUUGCUGAAGAUUGAGGGGGAAAGCCACAUGGUGCAACUCAGACGGAAGAGAGACUUGGUCCCUAAACACUUCCCUGUUUUCACUUACAGUAAGAAAGGAGACAUACGGGUGGACUAUCCUUUCAUCAGGGAUGACUGUUUCUAUGAUGGUUUAAUACAUGGUCGGCCUCACGCUCUGGUUGUCCUCAGCACUUGCUCAAGGGGCCUUAGAGGUCUAUUGCGAGUAGAAAAUAAGACCUAUGAAAUUAAACCUAUCCAGACAUCUUCUACCUUUCAACAUGUAGUGUAUAGACUGGAAGAAGAGGAAGAGGUUAUCCAUAUGAAGUGUGGGCUAACAGUGGAAAAGCAACAUCAUCAAGAGGCCAUGAUCAGAAAAAUAGAAAAUGUAGCGACUAAAAGUGCUCUGAAAGGAUCCUGGUGGACACACAUCAGAUACGCAAAAAUUGCAGUUGUAGUAGAACAUGAACGAUAUGUCCAGUUUGGCAGAAAUGAAACUGUUGUUGCUAUGCAAUUGCUGGAUAUCAUUCAUAUUGCAAAUUCACUAUAUGAGCCACUUGGCAUUCAUGUAUCCCUAGUUGGGAUGGAAAUAUGGUCAGAAAAAAACCUCAUACCAAUUGCUGAUACAUUGGAUACUGUGCUUGAUGAUUUCAAUCAAUGGAGACAAAAUGUACUUGCAUCACGCUUGGAACAUGACGCAGGUCAUUUAUUUAUAUAUAAAAAAUUUGGAACUGAUCUUGGAUUAGCAUAUGUUGCAGGUAUGUGCACACCUGAUUAUGCAUCUGCUGUUGAAUCAUACGUUGCUCCUAUUUUGGUCUCAUUUGCUACUAUUUUUGCCCAUGAGUUAGGUCAUAACCUUGGCAUGAGGCAUGAUGAAAGACACUGUGUUUGUGAUCUACCGGACUGUAUUAUGGCCAAACGUCAUACUCUCUCUCAUAAAUUUAGCAACUGCAGUUAUAAUGAUUAUUACACAGAAAUUACUUGGGGUAGAAAAGAAUGUAUGAAAAUAUAUCCCGAUACCAAUAAACUGUAUAAGCUCAAAUACUGUGGAAACAAAGUAGUCGAACAUGGAGAGCAAUGUGACUGUGGUUCAAAAUUAAGUUGUGAAUCAGAUCCCUGUUGCCAAUCUGACUGCAUGUUGCGUUCUGGUGUCACUUGUGCUUUUGGAGAGUGCUGCUCCAAAUGCCAGUAUCUUCCAGCCGGAACUAUUUGCCGGAAAAGUAAUAGUGUUUGCGACCUUCCAGAAUACUGCAAUGGGACUUCAGAGUGGUGUCCUGAAGAUGUUUAUGUACAAGAUGGUGCUCCAUGUCAAGAUGGUGCAUACUGUUAUCAUGGGAAUUGCUCUACUCACAAAGAUCAGUGCAAAAUGAUCUUUGGCUCACAAGCAAAUGUUGCUGCAAAAAGCUGUUUCAGAGAACUGAAUGCUCGACGUGAUCGUUUUGGCAACUGUGGUAUUACUACAGGCUCAGAUUUUAAGGAGUGUAAAGUUCACGAUGUCUUUUGUGGCAGGAUCCAGUGUGAAAACAUUAAUUAUUUACCUUCAUUGGAGGAGCACAAUACCAUAAUUCAAACUCGCAUUAAUAAUAGACUGUGCUGGGGAACAGAUUACCAUAAUGGAAUGGGGAUAGCCGAUAUUGGAGCUGUUAGAGAUGGAACGCCUUGUGGCAAAGGCAUGAUAUGUAUUAAUAGGGAAUGUGCAAGUGUUUCACUCUUAAACUAUGAUUGCAAUGUAACCAAGUGCCAUAAGCGAGGAAUAUGCAACAACCACAAACACUGUCAUUGUGAUUAUGGCUCAGCUCCACCAUACUGUGUAGGUAAAGGUUAUGGUGGCAGCAUUGACAGUGGUCCCCCUCCACCCCAUAAGGCUGUCAGUGCAGGAACUAUUGGAGGAAUUAUAAUCCUCCUUGGUGUUGCUACUGGUACAGCCCUGGGUAUAUAUUACAGGUCUAGACUGAUGUCAUGUUAUAGAAGGCUGGGUGGAAGACUCCAUCCGAUGGCAUAA